This is a messenger RNA of Ostrinia furnacalis (Asian corn borer), 1440 nucleotides long. Its product is annotated as putative carbonic anhydrase 3. The coding region runs from base 199 to 1191 and encodes 330 amino acids. Gene Ontology annotation, molecular function: zinc ion binding; carbonate dehydratase activity. The transcript has 7 exons. Gene Ontology annotation, cellular component: cytoplasm. NCBI's taxonomy places the organism in Eukaryota, Metazoa, Arthropoda, Insecta, Lepidoptera, Crambidae. The record is from RefSeq and is a predicted model, not a curated record.
GUCCAAGCGCCGGGCGCGUACAGUUGUCUCUUGGAUGCCGCCGCGUACGCGACACUCCAACCCUUGAAAUGUACGAUUUGCUUUCGUAAGUUCAUUACAUAAAAUGUAAUGUUUCAGUGGACUACAGCUCUUCGACAGAACUUUAUUGUGUAAAUAAAAGUGCGGCUGACGCGAGUGAGGCGAACUUUAGUGAUCGUGAUGCAAAUAAUAAUUUCUUCGCUUUUUGGGCUCGCGCUUUUGCAAGCACCAAAAUUGACGCGCGGCGAAGAUUUUGGAUACGAUGGAGUUAUAGGACCAAACCACUGGGGCGAGCGUUACCGGGAGUGCGCGGGCAAGCACCAGAGCCCGAUCAACAUCAACGUGCUCCGCGUCAAGCAGGUCACGCUGCCUGACAUCGUCUUCGUCGGCUUCGAUGACUCUAUCGACGGAGUGCAUGUCACCAAUAAUGGACAUACGGUGCUGAUAGAGGUGGAGAAUGAGCCACAUCCUCGCGUCCGCGGGGGUCCUCUAGAAGGCGACUACAUUUUCAGCCAAAUGCACUUCCACUGGGGAGACAACGACACCUUCGGCUCGGAAGACAAGAUCAACCAUAGAAGUUUCCCAAUGGAGUUGCACAUGGUGUUCUUCAAAGAAGAGUACAAUAACAUGAAGGAAGCUGUUCUACACCCAGAUGGCUUGACAGUGCUGGCUUUCUUUUAUGAGCUGGAUCGACACCUACACCCGGCAUAUGACGAGAUCACGUCAGCCCUCGAAAACGUUACGGAGCCGCACACUACCGUGAUCAUGAACAAUCCUUUCUCGUUCCUGAACAUCCUGCCCUACGACCUGCGGAGGUACUUCACGUACCGAGGCUCGCUGACCACGCCGCCUUGUUCCGAAGUGGUCAUCUGGCUGGACUUCGAGCAACCUAUAAGACUGGCCCAUGAUCAGAUAGAAGCAUUCAGGGAACUGAAGUCCACCCACGGCAAGAUAACGCACAACUUCAGGCCCAUUCAACCGAUCGGCGACCGGGUGGUAUUCUACAAUAUUGAUAACAACUACUUCAGCUACAACGAAUUAGACGACCCCGACGACCAAGAUGCCACCACCUCUAAACCGUCGCGGCGAAAACACGGACACAACAACGCCUUUACUAAUAUCCCACGCGAAAGCAUACUUAUGCUUACGUUAGCUCUACUAUGUUAUUUAUAAAGAUUGCCCUUUUGUAGUUAAUGAUAUUUAAUACCCUGGCUGAGAGCUGUUUUAAGUUUGCCAAAUCAAUUAUGUAGUGUAAUAUCCGUAUUAAUUAUUAUCACAUUUUGUUUAUUUAUACCAAAUUAAUGCUAGGUAUUCCCGAAAGCGCCUGCUAACAAAUUCACAUUGUUGUUUUAUUUCAUGACAGCUGGCACAAAGAUAUUGGUUUGCUUAGAAAUUGUUUCUAAAUAGAUGUUUUUGAUAAUA